GCGUGGGAUGAUAUCCAAGGAGCGCCGGUGCGCUGUCAGUUUGCGUCGGCCACGAGCCCCUUACGAUAUGGUUCCUCGCAGUGGAAGUGAGGAUCUUGCCAGCCCUUUCUCGUUUUCUAGUCUCGAAUCUAGAUACUACCUAUACCGUUUCUCAUAGACUGAUUGUUGCUCGUCAUGGCCUCCUUAGCUCUUGUAUGUGAUGAUAGCUUAUGCAGGUAUAUGGGCCGACCUAGCAACUACUUCAUAACCGCAAUAGAGAUCAGUGAUAUCAAGACGCCGUGUGCCUAUCUACUACUUAGGUAGAGCUGCCUUAUGCUAGCUAAAGAUGGAUUUAUCGAGGUGUUAUAUCGUUCUAAUAUUCCUAGCUCUAGAAUUUGCCCUAGGUGUACGAUGUCAUUGCUCAUUCACACAAGGGGGAAGCCUGCUGCGCGCGUUAAUGUAAACCCAAGAGUAGGCGGGGGUAAUCAAGACGCGUAUUUUGCCGUGAGGGUUAUUAACUAACGCUCUUCAGACGGCGUGAUUAUGAGAAGUAAGGAGGAUACGGCCCCGAGUCAGUGUACGGACGGCUAUAUCGAUAUAUUGGCCGUCUAGGCCUUAGAGUACGCAAUACGGCGAUGAAGUGAACGGAGAUAAGGGAAAUUAAACCCCUCAUCGACCAUAGCCCGUGGUCCCGUGCACCUACACAGGUUAUGAAGCCCGGCCGGUAACCAUUCAUGUUAGACUCUCGCAACGGUCGACAUGAUCGAUUUGGCCUUAAACUCGAACCGGUUAUCGACAGAUCCACCAUCAUGGCUACCGAAGCUGCGAAUAUAGAAGCCGUUGAGCGAUUUACUAAGACAAGACACCGCGACACGUACGAGUACAUAUCUACUAAUAAAGUGGACCUGUACGGGAGGUCGGUCUUCAUCGCCGGCGCAUCGAAGGGCAUAGGGAGAGAAACGGCUCUCAGCUUUGCCGCAGCCGGUUGCUGCAAGAUAGGCAUCGGAGCUCGAUCCGACCUGUCGCACUUGGAGACCGCGAUCAAGGAAGCAGCGAAGAAAGCCGGCCGUAGGAACGAGCCCAGGGUCGUCACCGUGGAGCUCGAUGUCACCUCGGAAGAUAGCGUGAGGGCUGCUUCGGAGAUCAUUUCGAACGAAUUUGAGGGGAGAUUGGAUGUCUUGGUCAACAACGCCGGGUUCCUAGCCAAGUCGUCGCCGGUGGACGAGUCGGGGACGAACGAGUGGUGGUCGACGUAUGAGAUCAACGUUAAGGGGACAUUCAUGUGCAGUAAAUACUUCAUCCCCUUGCUCCUCAGAGGCGACAUCAAAACCAAUAUUCUCGUCUCCAGCAUCGGCGCCAUGUGGGUAUCGCCCGGUGCUUCGGCCUACCAAACCAGCAAAUUAGCGGUUUGCCGGCUCGCGGAAUUUAUAGCUGCCGAGUACCAAGGCCGCGGGCUCGCCUGCUUCGCUCUACAUCCCGGCGGCGUCAAGACCGAGCUAUCGAUGAACUUGCCCGAGACCAUGCAUCGGUUUCUGACAGACGAACCCCAGUUGUCAGGAGACAGCAUCGUGUGGCUCAGCAAGGAGCGCCGACCGUGGCUGAGCGGGAGAUAUAUCGACGCCAGAUGGGAUAUGGCUGAGCUCGAGGCGUUGAGGGAUGAUAUCACCCAGGGAGACCUGUUGAAGGUUAGAUUGACAACGUCGCUCUAGACUUGCGAUGGCGUCCGGAGGACAGGACGGUGAAGAUGCAAGAUGGUUUAUCGAGAUGAUUUUGAUGGCGGAUUCUUCGGGGAACGUCACCUUCAGCCUUGAAUCGGCGUAAGGCAGUCGAUCAUUUGGACGUUCGAUUCGACGGAGGGAGAGGGCAGGGAAUAGCUAUGGGUGAAGCUGGACUAGGCCUGGGCCCAGGCAAUUUCUCAUCGACGCGGACGAAGACUGGUGAUCGUGCUUAUCCAACCGCUCACUCGUUAGAUAGAUAGACCAUAACCAGAUUGAUACGUAGGUAGCCUUCAUGCCAUGCUCGUCGCAGCAUCUCGCUAUAACCCGGGCCCGUAAAGGCAUAGGUACGAGUUGCGGAGGAGGUAGCCUAGCUAGGUGUGUACACGUCGGGGAUUUGCAGAAUAGGCGAUUGAUCCCCAGCUCAGCCGGGAGGUGAGGGAAGCCCUUCAUUUUCCGACUGGAGUCACCU
Messenger RNA from Durotheca rogersii, 2166 nucleotides. Its product is annotated as NAD(P)-binding protein. Bases 714 to 1688 code for a protein of 324 amino acids. The record is from RefSeq and is a predicted model, not a curated record. Gene Ontology annotation, cellular component: cytosol. The transcript has a single exon. Lineage: Eukaryota; Fungi; Ascomycota; Sordariomycetes; Xylariales; Xylariaceae. Gene Ontology annotation, molecular function: oxidoreductase activity.